CCCCCCGCGCCCGGCGCCGCCAGUGAAGGGAGCGUCCGCCGCCAUGGACUGACCGCCCGCCCCUGUCCGGCCCGGCCCCCGCCCGAGCUGACACCAUGAACCAGCUCAUCCUUUGCACGCUGCUUCUCUUGGCCCCCCGGGAGCUGGUUGGGGCCUGUCCUGCAGGCUGCCAGUGCCAAGACCCCAAGACCAUCCUGUGUGCAGCCAGACGGGGCCAGACUGUGCCCCGGGGGCUGCCCCCCAACACCCUCUCCCUCUAUGUCUUUGAGAAUGGCAUCACGAUGCUCAAUGAGGACAGCUUUGCGGGCCUGCCCUCCCUCCAGCUCCUGGACCUCUCACAAAACAAGAUCACCAGCAUCCAGAAAAACAUCUUCCAGCCCCUGACGGAGCUUGUCAACUUGGACCUGUCCUCCAACCAGCUGCAGGAGAUCACCAAUGAGACCUUUCAUGGGCUGCGGCUGCUGGAGAGGCUCUACCUGCAGAAGAACAGGAUCCAGCACAUCCAUGCCACUGCCUUUGACACGCUAGAGAACCUGCUGGAGCUGAAGCUGCAGAACAACCAGCUCUGGGUUGUGCCCCCUCUCAACCUGCCCAACCUCCUGCUGCUGGACAUCAGCUGGAACAAGAUCCCAGCCAUUGCAGCGGGGGCUUUCCACGCUGUCAACAUCGAGUCCCUGAAGAUCGCGGGGCUGGGCCUGACGAGCUUAAACGAGGAGCUCUUCCAGGUCCAGAACAACCUCCACGAGCUGGAUGUCUCUGACAACCUGCUGGAGCGUGUCCCAGCGGUGCUGCGGCGGCUGGGGAGCCUCACCAAGCUCAGCCUGGCUGGCAACGCCCGCAUCUCCCAGCUCCUGGCCGAGGACUUCCACAACCUUCACAACCUCCAGGAGCUGGACAUCAGCAACCUCAACAUCAACACCAUCCCUCGGGAUUUUUCCACCUUCUUCCCCAGGCUGCGGGCAGUGACGGCUGCCGGCAACCCCUUCAACUGCAUCUGCCAGAUGAGCUGGCUGGUGCAGUGGGUGAACGCCACCGGCGUGCUCCUCCGGCGGCCCGAGGAGACGCGCUGCCACUUCCCCCCAAAAAACUCUGGCAAGCUCCUCCACCACCUGCAGUAUGCAGACUUUGGCUGUCCCACCACCACAACCACCACGACCACCCCACGCACCACCACGCCGACGCCGCCUGCCCCGCUCCCUACCAGCAGCCCCCCCGUGCCACAGCCCAGCACCGCUGCUCCCACCCCGGGGGCUGGGGCUCCCCAGAGCAGCUCCACACCAGUGCCCUUCAGUGGUCCCCCGGCACACACCAGUCCUCCACCACCAAUCUGUCCACCUCGCACGUGUCUGAAUGGUGGCACCUGCCACCUGGGUCCCCAAAACCACCUGGAGUGCCUGUGCCCAGCGGGCUUUGCUGGGACCUACUGCGAGGUGGAGGCGAUGGGGACGACGCCGUCCCCAGCAACGCCGUCCCCACCGCCCGGCCGGGGGAUCAGCAUCGUGCAGGUCGGCAGCACCUCUCUCAAAGUGGACUUGCAGAACUACGUCCAGUCCAAAGCACAGCUGAAGGGCAUCCGCCUGAGCUACCGAAACCUCUCCGGGCCGGACAAGCGGGCGGUGAUGCUGCGUUUGCCAUCUUCCCUCUCCGAAUACACCGUGCGGGCGCUGAAGCCCAACUGCACCUACCGCGUCUGCAUUGGGCCCCUGGGGGAGAAGGUCUCCAAGGAGGAGCACUGUGCCGAGGCACAGACCCUGCCGGUGAGCCACCAGCAGCACUCCCCUGUCACCCAGGGCAAGGACAGUAACCUCACCCUGAUGAUCGUCCCCGCGCUGGCCGCCGUGCUGCUGCUGGUGGUGCUGGUGACUGCCGGCACCUACUACCGUCGGCAUCGCCGGGCCAAGGCCCACGCCAGUGCCGGGGUGGACGCCAGCCCGCUGGAGCUGGAAGGGGUAAAAGCCUGCCUGGAAAAUGGGGAUUUGGGCAGCCACGGCCACAAGGUGCCAGAGCCCGCCAUGCUUUCCAGCGGCUCCGAGUGUGAGGUCCCACUGAUGCAGUCUCACUACCCCAGCAACAACAACACCCCGGGGCUCAAACCCUCCUACUUCUGAGCCAGGAGGGAUGGGGCUGCCAGAGAGGGGUGCCUGGCACAGACCAGGGCUGAACUCCGGCUGCGUCCCUUCAGGGUGAGGAGUUAACUGAAUUAAGGCAGAAAAAACCCAAACCCGUAACUUGCAAUUUCAGAGAGGCUGCCACAAUUUGGGAGGAGAUGCUAAUUUUACCACUCAGUGCCUUGAUUUCUGUGACUCAACACAGAACAUGGGCAGCGAAACAGAGGGGGUUUGGGUUUUUAAUGUGGGGUCUGGGGGGGCUGUUUUUAGCUAUUGCUGAAAAGAAAGCCGCCGGUGACUCAGCUAAGGGACAUCCACGUGCUGGUAACAAGGGUCCUUUAGCAGAGCACGGGCUGUGACUCUCAACUCCCUGGAAGCUGAUGUGAGCAAUAAGGCCUGGACGAGGUGCUGGGACCCUCGGGACCCCCGGGCUGAAGGAAGUGCCGAGCAGGCAAACCGGGAAUUGAAGCUUUAAGAACUCAGAGAGUAUUUAUACACGGUUAUUUCCCAUUUCUUCUGGGAAAGCUUUUUUUUUUUUUUUUUCCAGUACAGGUUUGUGUACAUCUCUUUUGUAAGGCAGACCAGAAGGGCAUCCUUUUUGUAAAAAAAAGAAAAAAAAAAAAA
Calypte anna (Anna's hummingbird) is the source of this 2732-nucleotide messenger RNA. It is a transcript of the gene VASN, whose product is annotated as vasorin. NCBI's taxonomy places the organism in Eukaryota, Metazoa, Chordata, Aves, Apodiformes, Trochilidae. The transcript has 2 exons. The record is from RefSeq and is a predicted model, not a curated record. Bases 96 to 2108 code for a protein of 670 amino acids. Gene Ontology annotation, molecular function: protein binding. Gene Ontology annotation, cellular component: plasma membrane.